CUUGGCUGGGCCUCGAAUCCCCUCGAAUCCCCUCGAGCAGAUCAACAAGAUACUUCUCUAGUACCACACUAUACCUAUAAUACCGCACUGCCUUAUCUAGAUACGCCUCGAUAACAUCCUUGGCCUACUGCGGGUUGUUCCUUGGUGUUAUCCUGGCUGCAGCCUGACCUAAAUCCUUGCGUCGACCAUGCCGGCUAGGAGCACGAUUUUGGGGUGCGUGACGGUGUUGAUGUGCCGCACCUUGCCGAGCAGGCGGCGCGUGUCGAGCUCUAAGGUUGCGGAGACGCUUGGAGGCUUUGUAGGACUGGAAGGCUGCGUAGACGGCCUUGAAGGGGGUGGCGGUGGGGGAGGGAGUUGUUGGUGGUGGUAUCGGAAUGGCAAUCCUAGCUGGUGGAGGAGGAGGAUGGCGACGAUGGGGUUAUUAAGCAGGUGUUGGACUACAGCCAUGUCCACUUCUAUCCCCCGCCACGAGUACUAUUUCUGCCAAAUAUGUUCAGUCUGCCCCGUUGACCAGGCUGCUAUAUCAGCCUCAGCCCUGGCAUCAGCAUCAGCAUCAGCAAAAUUGCCAGCCCCAUCGUCACUACCCCUAUCAUCAUGCAUUGGCAGAGGCAGAUUAAUCUUAAGCACUCUCUCCUUAACCCCUUCCACAAUCCCUACCAACCCCUCUGCCUGCCUUCCCAACCGCCCAACACACCAAACAACACCGAGCUGCCUCCCUCCGGCCUCCUUGCCCGCGCAAUACGCUCCUGUUCCUUCUGGAUUGUAUCCUUCAACUCAAACAAGCUCUCUAUACCUGGCGACAUUGGCUUCUUACCCGCGUCACUAUCGUCGUCGUGCUCCUGGAUACACCACACGACAUUGUCCCUCCCCAGUCUGUGCCGACACUCGGUUGGGACGACGGGUGGGCUGAGGGUAUUGCGGGUGAGGGAGAAGAUGCGGAGGCCUAGCUUGUGGAUGACUUUGUGCCAGCAAUCGCUCUCUGUGUUUAGUUCUCCUCGGGCCGAUGAAGCUCCAUUCCCAGACGCAAACUUUUCGUCGGCUCCUCUAGAGAGCGUCACACGCGUGCAGGUCUUUUCCAACGAGACUGGUCAUUGUAGAUCUCUUUUGUUUGCGUACG
Phialemonium atrogriseum is the source of this 1117-nucleotide messenger RNA. RefSeq lists its product as uncharacterized. The transcript has a single exon. The record is from RefSeq and is a predicted model, not a curated record. NCBI's taxonomy places the organism in Eukaryota, Fungi, Ascomycota, Sordariomycetes, Cephalothecales, Cephalothecaceae. Bases 188 to 910 code for a protein of 240 amino acids.